Messenger RNA from Clunio marinus, 237 nucleotides. NCBI's taxonomy places the organism in Eukaryota, Metazoa, Arthropoda, Insecta, Diptera, Chironomidae. The record is from the annotation of a GenBank genome assembly.
AUGUAUCCUCGUAUUGAUGACGUUGGGCUUGCUUUGAUGAAAAUGUCCAAUCAUACAUCGGAUCAUACAUCCAAUCAUACAUAUUUUCUCAUUAUUUCGCAUUGGAGGAGUUUCAAAGCUAUCAUCGUGCUUGAAGAUUCUGCGUUGCGGCCCAAACGAAGAAUUUUACUUUCAUGGUUAGUGUCUGCUAGCAGAUAUAAUAACCCAAUGAUGAAUCAAAUUUCCUUUAAAUUUUAA